AUGUCACACUUUAAAUAUAUACUAGUUGCUACAUCAUACUUGUAUAAAUAUGUUUUCAGCGCUCUUAGAAUUGAUGAAUAUAAUAUUAUAUUAAAAACAGUAGCAAAGCUCCUUAGAAUACAAUCAAAGUUAAGUAUAAUUUUCAUUGAUGCUAUUUGUCAACGAGAAAAUGCAGUAUGUUCACGUUUGUAUAAAGAUAAAAAAGGAUCUUGUUGGCCAUUGAAGUCUCGGUUACUCGAUGAAUAG
This is a messenger RNA of Heterobilharzia americana, 246 nucleotides long. NCBI's taxonomy places the organism in Eukaryota, Metazoa, Platyhelminthes, Trematoda, Strigeidida, Schistosomatidae. The record is from the annotation of a GenBank genome assembly.